This is a messenger RNA of Pyricularia pennisetigena, 483 nucleotides long. RefSeq lists its product as uncharacterized. NCBI's taxonomy places the organism in Eukaryota, Fungi, Ascomycota, Sordariomycetes, Magnaporthales, Pyriculariaceae. The coding region runs from base 1 to 483 and encodes 160 amino acids. The record is from RefSeq and is a predicted model, not a curated record. The transcript has 3 exons.
AUGAAUUGCUAUGAGAUGACCUCGAGCACCAGGCAGGAAAUGUCACAGCAGCAGAUCCAAGCCCCGCUAGGUUCUGGUCAUUUGGCCGUAUUCCAAAGAUCUGGGCGAGCGUUGGAAACAGCCGGUGAUGCAUUUUCGCUGGAUAGUGGCCGUAAGCGAGCAAAACUCCAUAACUCCACCGAUGUAACUAGGCUUUCUGAUACAGUAGCGACUUUACUAAAUGCUCAAAACAUUACGAGUCGAAUAGAAAUAAAUUUCACCCAAAACACCGCUAAAUUGAGCAGUCCAAACCAGCCAUCCUUACCCAUCAAGCCGCAUACGUCUCUCACGGCAGCACCUUGCAACGUUGCAACGUACCCAAUUGUGUCAUCUGACCCGCAAAGCCAGAUGAUCUUCUUCGUUUCCCAACCUGAGCCGUAUACUCAAGAGUAUCAGUCUGCAUACGGGACGACAACUGUGGGACUAUAUCCAAAUCAGGAGUGA